AUGGAUGAUUCAACAAAAGAAAAUCAUCCGAAUGUUUUCGUGCAAUACAUAUACCAACUGAUAAAACAAUUUCGUUUAUGGUUAACUGAUCUAUAUAUUGGUUCAACAUUGGGAACUUGUGCUAAAGACCAUGUUUAUGUUGUUGAUAGUGUUCAAACAUAUCUACAUUGUUCUCAUAUACGAUAUGCUUAUCCAUAUUUAUGUUCAUCAACAAUUAUUAUUCAAUAUUAUGUUACAUCACAAUUAUCGACCUAUCGCGGAAUGAGAAUGGAUUUUGAACUCGCUGAUCGACCUACAAAUGAUAAUUGUCCAAAUUCAAAUGGAACAGUAACAGCUGAAUCAGCUACAACACCAAUAAUAACAACUAUUGAUCCACAUCUUACUACGAAUACAUCUAUUUAUGCUACACUAGGAAUUGCAUCACCUAUUCAAAGUUUUCAACUUUGUCAAUCAUUUACACUAGAAUGUCCAAAUAAUUAUGGUUUAAUUAUAAUAACAAAUAUAUUGGGUGUUACUCAAUCUGAUCAAUGUGAACAACAUGAUGUAGUGGAACAUUGUGUUAUUAUGUAA
Rotaria sp. Silwood1 is the source of this 570-nucleotide messenger RNA. The record is from the annotation of a GenBank genome assembly. NCBI's taxonomy places the organism in Eukaryota, Metazoa, Rotifera, Eurotatoria, Philodinida, Philodinidae.